Molecule: messenger RNA, 4220 nt
Organism: Biomphalaria glabrata
Lineage: Eukaryota; Metazoa; Mollusca; Gastropoda; Planorbidae
Exons: 18
Coding region: 577-3456 (959 amino acids)
Source: RefSeq, a predicted model, not a curated record
CAAGACGAAAGAACACAAAAGUUGUAUGUUUUUAUCUUUUUAUACAUCACCCAUGAAUCAAAGAUUGAAACACACACACAUGCCAUGAUCAGAGAAGUAGAUCUAGAUAUAUCUAAUUAGUAGAGCAUAUCUGUAACAGUAUAACAUCAAGAUCCACACCUAAACUCUGAUACUUUGAUCAAGAAAAUAUAUAUAGACCUAUCCAUGUAAACGUACACUGUCUCUUAGAUCUACUCUAAUUUCUAUUUUAUUUUCUUCAACUUUGUUAUGCAAGUACUAGAUCUAGAUUUACUAUGAUUUAAGUGUAGAUCUAAAAGUAGGCUCUAGAUUUAAUUUAGAAGUAGAAAAUCUGCAUCGUUUUUCUGGUAAAUUCUAAAUCUCCAUUUAAAGACCUCAUAUAGUUUAUAAAGUGAAACCCUUCAGUUGCUUUUCAAAACUAAGAAGACUUCUAUGAUUUUUAAACACUUGAAUUUGUGUUUUCAUGGUCAACAAUGUUGUUUCUAAAAGCAUUGAAAACAAAAAAAGCAACAAAUAGUCUCACAAGCCUAGUUUGAGAAUUCUAUUCAACAACUUGUAAUGUCAGAAUCACGUCAUGUCUCUGCUGACGCCUCCUACAAGUCGGUACCUGAUAUUGAGCGCAAGUACGAUCAGGUCUACGACGCCGAGAGCCGGACGUCAAGAACGAAAGAGGAGUCCAGCAGCGCGAAACUUGUGAGUGAACCGUCUAAGUCAUUAAGCAAGGAGCAGACUCCACUGUCGAGAGAAAAUGAGGACUCGACAGUUAUGGAUCCGUUCGAUACGACUUCCAUCUUCAGCGACACCAGCGACAUUUUGAAAAGACUCAUCAACCCGGAAGAGCUUGACGAGAAAGCCAAAAACGAACUUUGCUCUUACAUCUUUAGAAACAUCGUGGGCACAGAUUUUGUUUUUAAAGGACCGUAUGGCAAAAACAUAGUGACUUACUUGGAUUACACAGCAUCUGGAAGGCCGCUGAAAUGUUUUGAAACCUACAUUCGCUAUCACGUGAUGCCGACCUAUGCAAACACACAUACAGAGGUAAACUAUAAUGCGGCCCAGACGACCAAGUUCCGUGAAGAAGCCAGAAAUAUAAUUAGACUCUCGGUCAAAGCCUCAAAAGAUGACGCGGUCAUUUUCUGUGGAAGUGGAUCUACUACAGCCAUACACAAGGUUAUUCACGCCAUGGGCUUAAAGAGGUCAAUGACGUCAAUGCUGGGGCCGACUGUAUUUGUCGGUCCAUACGAGCAUCAUUCAAACAUUUUACCUUGGAUUGAACUCAAAGCUAAUGUUAUACGAAUAAAGCAAACAUCUCACGGACUUAUAGAUCUAGAACAUUUAGAACAAGAAUUAAAGAAAAAACGUUGCGGCUCUGAAAGGCUAUUGAUAGGCUCCUUCUCAGCUGCCUCUAACGUGACUGGUAUCCUCACGGACACUGUGGCUGUGUCCAUCCUUAUGCAUCAGUAUAAUGGCUACGCCUUUUUUGACUUUGCAUGCGCCGCCCCUUACGUGGACAUUGACAUGAACUGUAAAGACAGAGGUGAUCUUGCUUACAAAGACGCUAUUUUUAUUUCUCCUCAUAAAUUUAUCGGUGGACCUCAAACGCCAGGACUUUUGGUGGCAAAAAGUUGGAUCUUUAAAAACACAUACCCUCAUGGUGUUGGAGGUGGAACAGUAGUAUUCGUGCGGAGACAGAAUCACGUGUAUUUCUCUGAACCAGAACACAAAGAAGAGGGUGGCACCCCGGCCAUCAUAGAGUCUAUCCGAGCAGGCCUGGUGUUCAAGUUAAAGGAUGCCUUUAAACCGAAGUUCAUUAUGGAAAAGGAGAUGCAGAUGAUGGAAUUAGCCAAAGCAUUAUGGGUGGAACAUCCCAAUAUCCUGAUACUAGGAAACUUGAAUGUCGACCGUCUUCCAAUCUUCUCCAUGCUGUUCCUCAACCGUCUCACCGGUCGUCUUCUCCAUCACGACUUUGUCGCCAUGUUGAUGAACGACCUGUUUGGAAUACAAGUACGAAGUGGCUGCGCAUGCGCGGCACCAUACGGGUUGGAUCUGAUCGGGAUGACAGAGGACAUGGCCAAACGAUUUGAAAACUUCAUCACCAAAACUCCGGAAGAGUACCGUAGCCAGGAGUUUAAAGCCUUAGAAAAUGAAGAAGAGUCAAGAAAAGACCAGAGCUUAAAAGAACAGAAACAUGCUGGCCCUCACGUGCCCGCCUGCGCGUCACACACAAAGGCAGAUAAUAUAGUUUUCAGGCCAGGCUUUGUCCGCCUCAGUUUCCCUUUCUUCUUAUCUCAAAGUUGUUUCUCCUUUGUAAUCAAGGCCAUUCUGUUGGUAGCAGACAAGGGAUGGCUCUUGCUACCACUGUAUGACUUCAACAGGAAAACUGGGAAAUGGUGGUUCCGCAAUGAUCAGCAUAUGGCACCAUCCAAAAGUUUGAAAGACGUUAGCUUCCUGCGAGGUCGCUUUGACAUCUUAGAACCAGAAGACGACCUAUCUGCAGGCAAGCCUUUCUCUUGGCAAAAGGUCAUCGAAGACAACGCCUCAGCGACAACCAUGUCAUCGUUGAAGUCCAGCGAGCUCAAGGGAUUUAAUUAUGACGAAAUACUGCAAAGAGCUCAAAUGAUCUUUGAUGAAGCUAACACGCCGGGUCUUUUUGAUUGCGCUGACCAGACGAAAGAGUUCAAGGAUGAAGCUGAAGAACUUCGAUGGUUCAUGUUGCCCAGUGAAGCUGCGGACAUUGUCAAUAAAAGAGAGGUAAAGUACCGAAAUCCAGACGAGUUCCCCUUUACGCCAGGUCGACCCACGGAGGAACUCGUAACCUACCAAGACAACCGGAAACACUGGUGGAUCCUGAUAGUCUGUGCCCUGGUUGUCAUGGCCCUUGUUAUCGUAGUGACGAUGGUGAUCAUACAGACGACAGACAACGCCGGAAGUGAGGCCCCAAAAGCACUAUCGAGCAAUGAAACCAAACAGAAGAUUUUGAAACAGAAGAUUUCGGAAGGUCCUCUGCUCAACUUGAAAUCCUUGAGGAACAUGAACAAAAACAGCACAGAAAAUAAAAACAACGAAUCUCCAGCCAAAGCCUUCUUAAGCUCUUCCAGUCACGCGACCUCUACGCAGACAACCGUGCAACAUACGUAUAUGUUCACGGGAAACAGGACGGACCCCACGUCCGCAGAGAGCACCGCUCUAACCUCAGGAUACAUGACCAGGAUCGAAAACUCUUCGGUGGCUUACAGAAGCACAAGCAGCCCAUCAUCGAUCAGCAGGAGCAACCCAUCAUCGAUCAGCAGGAGCAACCCGUCAGCAACAAGCACAAGCAACCCGUCACCGACCAGCACGAGCAACCCGUCACCAACCAGCACAAGCAACCCGUCACCAGCCAGCACAAGCAACCCGUCAUCGACCAGCGACUUAUCUACAAUUAAGACACAGGAUUAAGGACAUCGAUCUACAUAUUACACAGACAGAGUUGACUGGUCCACCAAUUAAAUGUUCCUGCUUCUAAAUAGAUACUCUAUCUGAUACUACUUUCCCAAAUGUAUUUUUAUUUAUUUAUUUGUAUUAGGCUACUCAAAUAAUAUUUGAUUUUCAUUUUGCUUUAGUUUACUAGUCUACGAAUAUAUUAAGCCAAAGGGUAAUGGGGGUCUGAAUUUUAAGCAUUCAUGAAGUAUAAACACUUUUUAUGUACAGAAAAGACUAGUGGUUACGCUUCUGUGUUUUUAAAACAGCCAAUAGUUUCCAUUAUAUAAAGCAAUACAAUCAUAAAUACAUGUAACAUAGAUGUUACUAUUCUUAGGUGUACCAUGAGGCAGGUGAAAUAGGAUUUGCUUGUUUCUAUAUCAGGAGCUUUACGAAAAAAUAAUUGUGCAAACUAUUUCCACCUCAAGCCAUUGUAUUGACACUCUUUGAGUUAUAUCUAGGAACAUUUAGGUGCUCUGGCCUAAGUUGCAGUGACUGGUGUAUGACAAAUGUGAUUUUAGAGACCCACUAGAUUGUUGUUGUUUUUUAAAAAGCCUACAAUUUUAUGCGGCCCCUGAAGUUGAUGUGUCUCCUGUCACUAGGUCAUGUAUCUCGCCCCCGAGUACCUUCCUUUUUUUCCUGAGGCCCUGGAAGAGAAGCUGAGCGGUAGUGACACCCGUUUCAAGUACGCUCCUGAUCAAGAGAUAGUGGACCAACUGGUGUUUGAAGACGGCCCAUGUUCU